AUGACGACGAGCGGCAAGCCGUUGACCUUGCUGCAAAUGGCAGUCGAAGAGACUAAGAAGCACAAUAGGAAGCUCCCCCACGUAGCUCCGCAUGGCUUACCUACUGGUGCCAACCAGAUCACCCAAAUUUUGAGUGACCGAGACGAUGCGCUUUCAAUCUCGAUGUUUGAUAGCUCAAAUGGUAAGAUCUCACCAUCCGACAGUCCAAUGGAACAAGAAGAAGCGCAGCAAGCAGAUUGUACUGUGAAUGUGAAGCGACUCGACGCAUUAAAUACCUCAUCUGAGUCGGCUCUCUUCAUUGAAAAGCACCACACCAUGAUAAAGAAGGUGGCAAAGGCAACGCCGAUUCUCGAGAUAACUGAGUCUAUGAUUAACGGCGAGAAUACGGCACAACUUGACACGCUGCCUAACAAGUUUGCUGAGGCAGAUGAAACGUUGCCUAGCAUGAUUAGACUGAUUGAAGAUGCAGCAAACCCGGAUCAUAUUGUGAGGUCGGCUGCUGCUUGUUCGCUCGCAUUUUACAGUGCGUUGUCGCUUGCGAUGACAACGAAGACACGACGUUCUUGA
Messenger RNA from Plasmopara halstedii, 567 nucleotides. RefSeq lists its product as uncharacterized. The transcript is spliced from 2 exons. The record is from RefSeq and is a predicted model, not a curated record. Lineage: Eukaryota; Oomycota; Peronosporomycetes; Peronosporales; Peronosporaceae. Bases 1 to 567 code for a protein of 188 amino acids.